Messenger RNA from Trichechus manatus latirostris (Florida manatee), 3617 nucleotides. RefSeq names its product pleckstrin homology and RhoGEF domain containing G2 (gene PLEKHG2). Gene Ontology annotation, biological process: regulation of actin filament polymerization. Gene Ontology annotation, molecular function: small GTPase binding; guanyl-nucleotide exchange factor activity. NCBI's taxonomy places the organism in Eukaryota, Metazoa, Chordata, Mammalia, Sirenia, Trichechidae. The record is from RefSeq and is a predicted model, not a curated record. Bases 1 to 3462 code for a protein of 1153 amino acids. The transcript is spliced from 13 exons.
AUGCCUGAGGGAGCCCACGGACUGUCCAAGCCCAGCCCCAACCUUGGGUGUGGCCGAAGAGGUGACGUGUGUGACUGUCCAUCUGUGUGUGAGACGGGGUCAGCCCCCGCCAUGGCCUCCCCCCGAGGUUCUGGGAGCGCCACAUCCCUGAGCACUGUGGGCUCUGAGGGGGACCCGGCCCCAGGGCCCACCCCAGCCUGCUCAGCGUCCAGGCCAGAGCCCCUUCCAGGGCCCCCCAUCCGCCUGCAUCUGUCACCUGUGGGGACCUCAGGUUCAGCAAAACCCUCGCGGCUAGAGCGUGUGGCCCGAGAGAUCGUGGAGACCGAGCGGGCCUACGUCCGAGACCUCCGCAGCAUCGUGGAGGACUACCUGGGCCCUCUGCUGGACGGCGGGGCCCUGGGCCUGAGUGUGGAGCAGGUGGGCACGCUGUUUGCCAACAUCGAGGACAUCUACGAGUUCAGCAGCGAGCUCCUGGAGGACCUGGAAGGCCGCAGCGGUGCAGGGGGCAUUGCCGAGUGCUUCAUGCAGAGGAGCGAGGAUUUUGACAUCUACACGCUGUACUGCAUGAACUAUCCGAGCUCCCUGGCCCUGCUUCGGGAGCUGGCCCUGUCUCCGCCAGCAGCCCUGUGGCUGCAGGAGCGCCAGGCACAGCUCUGCCACUCGCUGCCUCUGCAGAGCUUCCUCCUGAAAGGGGUAGGGGCCCAGACCCAGAUACACCUGCGAAGGCUGCCUGGAAUCAGGUCUCUGAGCCUCCCCCCCUGCCCCCACAUCCAGUGCUGCAAUCUGAGUGUGAGCGAGAGUCCUCGUGACCCUCUAGGCUUCAAGGUGUCGGACCUGACCAUUCCCAAGCACAGGUACCUGUUCCAGGCCAAGAACCAAGAGGAGAAGAGGCUGUGGGUUCACUGUCUCCAGCGUCUCUUCUUUGAGAAUCACCCCGCCUCCAUUCCUGCCAAGUGUGAUAGUCCAAAACCACCCCCCCUGGACCCUUCUGGGACCUCCAUCACUGAAGAAAUCCUGGAGCUGCUAAACCAGAGAGGCCUCCGGGAUCCAGGGACAUCCCCCCACGACAUCCCCAAGUUCCCUGGAGACUCCCAGGUGCCAGCCGACAGCGACACCCUCGAAUUCCAAGCCUUGCCCAGCCGGGACUCUUCAGAGGAGGAGGAGGAGUUGGAGGCGGAUGAACGGGAGCCUUCCCCACUCCAUGUCUUGGAGGGGCUGGAAAGUUCCAGCGCAGCUGACAUUCCCGACAUUCCCAGCCUUCCCCCAAUUCCUGACAUUCCCAGCCUUCCUGAAAUUCCUGAAAUUCCCCACCUUCCCAGUCUCUCGGACAUUUCCAGUGUCUUUGAAAUGCGCUGCCUUCCAGCCAUACCUAGCGUCCCUGACAUCCCGAGUGUUCCCAGCACUCCCACCCUUCCCUGUGGCUCCUGGCUCCAGGGUCCGCUCCAGGAGCCCGAUGAGCCCCUGGCCACCAGGCGAGAACUGUUCCCUGGAAGCAAUCCCGGGAAACUGAGACACCCCUCCUCAGGAAGCCGGGCGGGGCCUGAGGAGGAUGAAGAAGGGGUAUCCUUCUCAGAGUUCACGCCCAAGGAUGUCACUGGAGAUCAGGGAUUCCCGGGUGAGCUGGAGCUCCGCACUUGCUCAGAAAUCCGGAGCGCCUGGCAGGCCUUGGAGCAGGGGCAGCUGGCGCAGCCAGGUUUCCCAGAGCCACUGCUCAUUCUGGAGGACUCGGACCUGCCUGGAGGCAGCAGGAGGGGGAAGGCAGGAGCCCCAAGUGCAGAGAGGGCCGCUUCCCGAGUGCGCGAGCUGGCCCGGCUGUACAGCGAGCGGAUCCAGCAGAUGCAGCGGGCUGAGACACGGGCGUCCACCAACGCCCCCCGCCGCCGGCCACGGGUUCUGGCCCAGCCCCAGGCGUCUCCCUGCCUGCUCCAGGAGCAGGCCGAGCCAGGGCCCCUGCCUGCCUUUGGACACGUACGGGUAUGCGAGCUGCCCCUCCCGCUCAUCUGUGCCCAGGAAUCUGUCCCCCUGGGCCCCGCUGCCCUGCUUCAAGCUGCCACAUCUUUGUCUAAACAGGAAGGCUGCCUGGAUGGCCAGGGUCUAAGUGUUUCAAAUUUGCCUGAGCAAGAUCAUCUGGGCAGCCCGGUUACUACCCCUUUGCCUGAGCAAGAAGGCCUCCAGGAUGUCCAGGUUCCAGCCACCACACCGCUGCCCAAGCAGGAAGGCCCCCCAAACAUCCAGGUUCCAGUUGUUACAACUUUGCCUGAUCAAGAAGGCCACCUGGAAGUACAAGGUCCAGCCACCACUCCUCUGCCUGAGCCGAGAGACCACCUGGAUAGACAGGGUCCAUCUGCCAUCUUUCCUCCUGAGCAAGAACACCAUGUAGACUUCCAAGUGCCAGCCCCCUCAGCUUUGCCCAAGCAGGGGAGUUGCUGUGAUGUCAUGGUUCCACCCACCGUGCCCAAGCAAGAAGCCCACCUAGACAGCCAGAGUUCCCCCAGCACCCCAUUAACUAAGCAGCGAGGUUCCAGGGAUGUUCAGGUCCAAACCAUCAAUCCUUUGCUUAGGUAUGGGAGCGGUCAGAACCAUCAGUUCCCAGCCAAUACUCCACUGCCUUUGCCACAUCACCUCGCAGACAUUCCAGUGUCGGGCACCACACCUGUGCCUGCAGAUGGAGGCCACCUGGACUGCCAGAUCCCAGCCAGCACUCCAUGGUCUUUGCCCCAAGACCUCCCAGACAUUCAGGUUCCAGCUGCCACACCUCUGCCCCAGCCACACGCCCUCACACCUUUGCUGAAGCAGGGAGGCCUCCCAGAGAUUCAGAGCCCAACUGCUGUACCUUUGCUUCAGGAGCAAAGCCUCACAGACCUCCAGAUCCAAAACCUCACACCUCUAUUGGAACAGAGAAGCCUUACAAACAUCCACGUUCCAGCUGCCACACCUCUGCCUGAGCAAGGGGGCUCACAAAACAUUUCGGGCCUGUCACCCACCCCGGUUCAGACCACCGGGGUUUUGUCCAAGCCAGGAGGCCACUCGGUAUCUCAUGUUGCCAGGUCAGAGUCUGAGGACUUGACCCCACCCCAGAGUCCCCCACCCACAACCCGUAAGCUCCUGGGCCCCAACGCAGCUGCCCUCUCAAGAUACCUAGCAGCCUCAUACAUCAGCCAGAGCCUGGCCCGGCGGCAGGGGCCUGGGGGAGAUGUUCCCCCAGCCUCCAGGGGCCCCUGGUCCUCCUCUGCCCCCACAUCCCGGGCACCUUCACCGCCACCCCAGCCCCAGCCCCCACCACCCCCAGCCAGGCGACUGAGCUAUGCCACCACGGUCAGCAUCCACGUGGGAGGUGGGGGCCGCCUGCGGCCAGCCAAGGCCCAGGUCAGGUUGAACCACCCUGCUCUUUCGGCCCCUACCCAGAAAUCUGUGGGUCCCCGAAGGGCCCAGGGAGCUCCUGAUGCCCCUUUCCACUUGUGAGCCAGGAUGUCGGAUAUCGCGAAGGGCAAGGACUUCAACCGGGAGCCACAGACCCCCAGAACGCCACUCAGAAAUUCAGACAACGCAGGCCUAAAACUUGCUGCGGCUUUCCAACUCUGGGACCUGUGUUGGCAAAUGGUCCUUGUUAACUUACC